AUGGCGAAAGCAAAUGUCGACACCCAAAUACAACUUGACAAUUUAACAGUGUGUCCCGUUUGUUUCCAGAAAUUCAACACUCCAAGGAUUUUGCCAUGUUCUCAUACAUUUUGCCAUGCUUGUCUUGACAGCCAUAUCAAAUCUUCCUGUGAAAAAACAACGCCUUUGGGAUUCACAUGUCCUCUUUGUAGGGACUUUAUUCCUGCACCAGGAGUAAUAGGACAGUAUGCCUGCGACAAAUGGACUGAACUGGUCCCAACAAACAAAUUUAUUGUGUCUUUGUUAGGAAAAUGUAAUGAUUUGGUGACAUCUGCUGUUUUGUGUGAUGUAUGUAAAACCAAUGGAAACGAAGAAAUUGCAGUCAAUUGGUGUAAAGAUUGCGAAAGUACAUAUUGCGAAACUUGUUCAAACAUGCACAAGAAAUUAAAUACUGUUCUAAAACAUGAAAUUGUUUCUCUCAAUGAUGCCACAAAUGCAGUUGAGGGAACAGAAAGUACGCCAAAGUUUUGCACAAUUCAUCCAGAAUGCAAGAUUGACCUUUUUUGUAGAGAUCACCAAAUGUCCUCUUGUGCAUUGUGUGUUCCGCUGAUGCAUCAAGCAUGCAAACACAUUGGUUCCAUAAGGGAAGAGGCUGCUAAAUUUGAUUUAGCAAAGAUAAAGGCAAAUGGGCUUCUGAAAGAAGUGAAACGAGUUUGUUACGAUAUGGAAAAAGAAAUCGAAAUUGAAAAACUCAACAUUGAAGAAAUUGAUGAAAGUGUCGAUUUGUUUUCAGGAAUGAUAAGAAAUGCCCAUGAACAAUGUGUUAAUCAUUUAAAUGAAGUUAAAGAAAGACAGCUUAAUAAUCUGGCAAAAUUGUCAAAGGAUAGCAAACUAAAACUUGAAUCCUCAAUACAAAAUUAUGAAAAUCGAAAAGUGUACUUGAGAAAAUAUCAAAAAACGUUAGAAGGGGCAAUGGAACGUGAGAACAAUAUGCAAACUCUGCUUUGGUAUUCUCUGAUAAAAGAAAAUGUUGGAGAAAUACAGAAAAUGGAGUUUGAAAAGUUAAAAAUUGACUUGACAUGUAUUCCCUGCGAAACAAAAGUCUGUGAAAUAAAUAACUUUGAGGAAUUCGUAGAUUUGAAUUUGCAUGAAAAGAUUACAAGAGUUCCAGAAGUAAUUGAUUUCCAUCAAAAUCAAUUGCAUGAUAUAAAGACAAUGGUUAUCCCGUGUUCUGAUGUAAGAGGAGGUGCGUUUUUACCAAAUGGUCAUUUGGUUCUUACAGAUUUUGGGUUAAAUCGUUGUGCUCUGUUCGGCGAGGAUGGGCAAUUACAAAAAGAAUUAUCAUUUUCCAGUUCGUUAUGGGGCAUGCAUUAUGAUCAAAGGGUGGAAGUCCUAUAUCUUUCAAUACCAGAGAAAAACGAAAUCAAAAUGAUUAACUUAAAUAAUUUUGCUGAAAUUAAAACAUUCCAUACAAAGUUUCCAGCCACAGGAAUUACAAGCGUGAAUGGGAAAUUUUUCACAAUUGGUGCCAAACUGCUGAGUGUAUUAAACUCCGAUUUCGAGCUUAUCGAGGAAGAAGCAGUUGACAAUCAGUCUGAUGAUAUUAUAUGCGAUCAGUCUGGCAAUAUCAUACAUUCAUGUUAUAAGACAAGCUCUGUGACAAAACGAAAUAAAGAAAACAAAAUCAUGUUUGUUUACAAGCACAAAGCUCUUAAGGGGCCAUUUGGUCUUGCCGUUGAUCCAGUUGGUAACAUUUAUGUUUGUGGAUAUGCCAGCAAUAAUGUUCAUAUUAUAUCACAGACUGGUGAAACACUAAGAAUUCUAUAUGAAUUUAAAAGUCCUCGGUUUAUAGCAUUCCAAGAAAAUGACUUCAAUUUCUUUGUCGUAGAAGGCACGCGUGUUAGAAUAUGCGCACUAAAGUGAGAAGUGAAAAACUAUUCGAUGGUUAAAAAGUGAGAAAACCAUUGAAUGGUUUAAGGUUUUUUUUACACAUCUAUUACUAUUGUAAUUUAGUAUACAUGUCACACGUUUACACCCAGUGAUUAAUCAAUUGGUUUUCUGUUUAUAUAAUAAUCUUCGUUUUAUUAUUUUUUGUACAUAUAUAAUUUUUAUUAAAGUAGAAGUCGCUUUA
Magallana angulata is the source of this 2110-nucleotide messenger RNA. Its product is annotated as tripartite motif-containing protein 45-like. The transcript has a single exon. Gene Ontology annotation, biological process: positive regulation of DNA-templated transcription. The record is from RefSeq and is a predicted model, not a curated record. Gene Ontology annotation, cellular component: nucleoplasm; chromatin. Gene Ontology annotation, molecular function: zinc ion binding; ubiquitin-protein transferase activity. NCBI's taxonomy places the organism in Eukaryota, Metazoa, Mollusca, Bivalvia, Ostreida, Ostreidae. The coding region runs from base 1 to 1902 and encodes 633 amino acids.